Messenger RNA from Triticum turgidum subsp. durum (durum wheat), 720 nucleotides. The record is from the annotation of a GenBank genome assembly. Lineage: Eukaryota; Viridiplantae; Streptophyta; Magnoliopsida; Poales; Poaceae.
AUGAAGAGGGAGGGCUUCCAGCACGGCGCCGUCCGGGUGAACCGCAACAAGCUGCUGCGGGUGGCCGCCGGCACCGGCGGCGACGCGGCGGCCGCGGCGCUGGAGCUCGCCGGCGUGGCGUACGCCAGGGCGCCGUCCAAGCCGACCAACGCGUCCAGGGACACGGGCCGGUGCCGCCGGCCCCGCUGCGCCGGCUGCCACGCGCACCCCGCCGCCAAGGCCCGGGACAAGGCCAAGGGCGCCCACAAGCUGCGCGCCUCCGACGUCGCCCUCAACCACCGCCUCGUCUCCUGGCGCCUCGUCGACGGCGUUGGGAACGCUCCGGCUGGCACCGGCGGCGUCCCCGACUACAAGGGCGCCUCCGCCUCCGCCGUCCUCGCCUACCUCGCCGGCGGCAACAGCUGGCACGCCGAGGACGAGGACGACGACGAGGAGGACCAGGACGACGGCACCGACCUUCAGGCCCCCCCAAGGGGGAUCUCCGACCUGUACGACCUCAUCGUCGGCCUCCAGGCCAGCGCGGCCCCUGCGCCGGACGGCCAAGAAGAUGGCAACAACAUAUCAGUAACACCCAGCGAUGAAAUCGAGGAGCAGGAUGCCGAAAUCACCGACGACGCCGACGCCGACGAGGAGGAGGAGGACAUGGGGUUCUGCGUGGUGCAGGGCAUCACCAUCGCGCUCGAGUUCUCCGACGGGGAGGAGGACUGGAUCGUGGUCUGA